AUGUAUCGUGGAUCACCCACGAAACUUCAUAACCAUGUAUCAAGACUUUUGGCAGGUGGCAUUUAUAAGUCACCACCAGUUUGGUACCCAGUUAUGAAAGUUGUUCCUCCUGGUUCAAGUGUUCUUCGUUCCCCACUUCAAUUUCGGGAAUCUUCUUUACCACAAACCCAGAAUGAAAGAGUAAAAAAAUCACCUGCUUUUAAACAUUUUCGAACAAAAGUAGCACGACCUCAGAGGAUUGUAUAUGAAGAAGAUUCUUUACGACGACGAUUUUAUAGAGAUCAUCCUUAUGAACUAUUAAGACCUCAAAGCUUAAUAGAAAAAGAAGAACCUAUAAGGGAAGAUUGGAACACUUUAUUGGGUACUAAACAUCCUACUCAAAUUGAUGGAGAAAGUGUGAUAAAAUAUCAGAUUUAUCUAAUGUCUACCGGAAUGUCAAAAAGUGAAGCAUAUGCCCAUGCAUGUAAUGAAUUUUAUGCAAUUCGUGCGAGACAAGAAGUAGCAGAGCGUGUCGCCGAAGAACAAGCAUUAGCAUUCGGUGCCAAGCGACCUUUGUCUCAAACGGAAAAGGCGUUUACUUUUUCUGCUUUGAAAGCUGUCCUAGGUGAUCAAAAAAUAAUGGAAUGUAACUGUCUUAUACAAGUACGUCUGGAGGGUCGUGAUACACCUAUAGACGUUGAAUAUUCUCAAGGAACUUCUGUUCAAGCUGUGCUUGAAAGAGCUUGCAAAACUUUGUGUAUAUAUGAUUCUUGGAAUUACGCAUUAUAUAGCGAACUUUUCAAGACAUGGCUAGUUGAUACACAUUUGCUAUCAUCUUAUCCCGAAGAGGAUACUUUGAUAGUUCGUAAAAAGACACCUGAAUACCUUGAACUUGUAUAUAAUGAAGAAAAUCCGAAAAAGCGUCACUUACCAACAACAACAUUAAGUCCGAAUUCAGCAACACAAACGAAACGAAAGGGAGUCUUCGGUGGUUCUAAAAGCGUUAAAACAUCAUUGAAGACACGCAUUCAAGCAGAAACAAUUUACUUGACCACAAUAUUAUUCACUAGUGAUAAUAAGAUAUUAAUAACUUCUGGUAGUAGUAAAAUGUUUCCUACUAUUGAAGUUAUACGUGAUGAUAAAAUUUUCUCUAAUUUUGAGAAUGAUAGUGAAGAAUUUGCUCAUGUAAUAAGAACUUCAUUAGAUUGGUCAACUUCUAAAGAACUAUAUAAUGACUCAUCUAGUAGUGACUCGGAUUCUUUUAAUUCUUUACAUUCAAAUUCAAGUAUGAAUGAUUUAUCUGAAGUUUCUUCUAAAAUACCAUUUAAUCAAUACAUUAAUGAUGAAACUUUAUGGUCACGUUCUUUUGGUAAUGCUGCUCUAAAAUUAAAGUGCGAAUUAUCUCUCGAAUCAUUGGGCACUAUAUAUGAACAUGUUGUAAAAAUGUAUUCAUCAAAGUCAAAAUUCAUAGUCGCCCUUCAAUACAUUCCAAAUUGUAUUAAAGAUGAAAUCGCUCCUGAUCUUAUUAAAACUGGUGCUUUAAAGUGGAAAAAUUUUGAUGAAUUAAAUAAUAUUUAUCAUAAAGAUCAUCAUCCAAUUUGGACAAAUUUUAUUGAAAAAUGGUGUUCUAGACAAACUAAAUUAUCUCCUGGUCUUUAUUUAGGUGUUUUAUACACUGAAAGUACAUUACAAGGUAUUAAAAUUUUAGUACCAAAAGAUCGAAAACAAUUUAUUCCUUUAGGGAAAAUUCGUGAUGAAGCAAUGAUAACUACUGAAGAAACAAGUUGGAUUAAAUCUUUAACUUGUCUUAGUCAAAAUUGUUUUAUGGAUUUAGUUACGGCAACUAAAGGAGAUUAUGAUAAAUCAAUUUUAGGUCAAUUUCAAAAUUCUUUUAUAAAUACUUAUCAUAAAUUACAAAAUGAUACCAAUCUUACAUGGGAAGUAAAUGAUAUAUAUUGUGAACAAACCGUAGAUAUUUAUUUAGAUUUAAGAACAAAUCAAUUAUAUACUAUGACAAGUGAACUUGAUGAUAAUGCUAUUGAUCAAUGUGGAACUUCACUUCAUACUGAUGUAUAUGAUAAACUUGGUGUUAAAAAUAUAAAUUUUAAUAAACGUGGUAGUAAACAACAAUCUGAACUUUUAUUACAACGUGAUGAUAAAAAACAUUUUUUUAAAUCACAUCCAUCACGAGGAACAUCUGAUGGAUCUCAUAGAACAUUUGAAUCAAUUAUUUCACAACAGGAAGAGAUGAAAUCUAAUUUAUCAUUUAGUUCACUUCCAUUUGAUAAAAGUAACCCAGAUUCUGAAGAAGAGGAAGCUGGAUCAAAUGUUAAAACAUCUACUUCAACAGGAGCUGCAACUUCUGUUUGCGAAGAAACAAUGCCAUUAUCAGCUUCUCAUCCUUUCGGUAAUACUAAUUCUAUUAGACCUUUUAUUCGUAUAAUAUUAAUUGUUAAACCUAUGCGUCAAAUACAUCAAAUUAACACGCAUUACGCUUCGCGAUUAUGCACGUUAUAUCCAUUUUCAUUAUAUGAUGCGUUACAACAUGCAACCUUUAAUACUUCUUUAUACGCUUGUUCUCGUCGAGCUAUGCAAAUAUUACAAGCCAGUCGUACUUAUUUUGCUCAUGAAUUAGUUAAGCAAUUGCAAACUAUUGAACAUUUCUCAGAUGUCAAUGAGCAAAAUAUUGAAGAUAUCCUUUUUGAUCCAGAAGAAUUUCAUAAAGUUCCUGAGGAAACACGUAAAUUAAAACAAUCUCUUGAUAUAAUCCGUGAUGAAAUUGGCACUUUGAGACAACAAUGGAAUUCUGCAUCUUGGACAAUGACUGCUAUUGAAUGGGAUCGUCAAAGAACGAUGAAAUCUUAUAAUUUUGGUAGAUCAAUGACAAAGAGUAUUUCUAGAAAAUCUGUACUCUCAAAUCGUUCUACCUCAAUUCAUAGUUCUAAUAAAGCAGGUGAUAUAAUAAAAAGAAAAGGAUCUGAUACUGCAUCUCAAAUUGAAACUCUUCGAGAUACCAUGUAUCAUGCUCCUGAUCGUGCAUGGAAUAAUAUUCGUCUCUUAGGUGUUAAUAUACCAAUAUCCGAAAUUAAUAAUGAUUCUAUAAAAAGUAAGCAUUCUAGUAAUAAACAAAAGAAACAAAAUAUCAAGAUAACAUCCAAAGCUCAGAAAGCAGCGGCGCACAAACCGAUUCCUCCUAUUUUAGCAUCAUAUUUAUCAUCAUCACCCACCUCCCAUUCGAGAAAUCGAUCAUCAAUAUCAUCCGUGUCUUCGGUCGUUGAUAAUCAACAAAAUAAUCCUAACAAAGUGACACAACAACCAAAAAAGAAAUCUGGAAUAAUGAGAACUCUUAGAUUAGGUAGACGUAGCCAAAAUAAUAGUGACUCUGACUUACCAACAACUGUCAGUCAACAAAUGAAUAAACUUUUUGAUAGGGUUACAAAUUCCGAAAGUAAAGUAGAAGAAAUAACCAUCAACAUUCAACCACCAAUUAUACAACCCAUACUUACAUCUGAGCCUAUUUCAUUACUUAUCAAAUCUUUACAUGAUCAAGGAAAUACAAAGUCUGAAAUGGGUCAGGAUGCUAAUUAUUCUAAAAAUCUUGAUGAUAUGAUAAUCAAAUCAAUUGAUAUGGAUAGUAAUAUUAAAUUUAUUAGUGAAGAACCAAGUCAAAUUUCAGAGUCUGAAGGUAUUACAUCUAAAUAUCUAUCUGAAGAUGAUGAAAUUGAACCUCAAACUGAACGGAAUAAUGAAAUUAUAUCUCAAACUGAACGGGAUAGUGAAAUUGAAUCUCAAACUGAACAGGAUAAUGAAAUUGAAUCUCAAACUGAACAAGAUAAUGAAAUUGAAUCUCAAACUGAACAAGAUUAUGGAAUUGAAUCUCAAACUGAACAAGAUAAUGAAAUUGAAUCUCAAACUGAACAAGAUAAUGAAAUUGAAUCUAUUGAUGAUGAUGUUUUAGUUUCAGAAAUUAAUGCAAUUAAUAUUGAAAUAGAUAACUUAUUGGAGGAUGAUACAGGAAUUGUUAGCACUGAAAAUAUUCCUUUUGAUAACGAAGAAAUUACAAAUGAUGAUGCUAAUAACCAUGAUAUGUUUGAAGCUAAUGAUUUACCUUCAGUUGACAAGGAAAAUACUAAAUCUGAUGUUAACUCAAUUCAAUAUGUAAAUUUGGAAGAAGCGGAUGAUAAAAAUACAACAGAAAAGACUAUUAGCACCAAUGCAAAAAUUGCAAAAAUUAAUGUGAAAACCACCGCUUUUGAUAAUAACACAGCUAUAGAAGAUAAUAGCACAGUUACUGAGAAUAACACAGUUACUGAAAAUAAUAUUGUAACUGAAGAUAAUGAAAAUAGUAUUAUGGAUGAUGUUACUGAGUUUAACUCUCCUAACUCAGAUGAUGCAGUACUUGACGCUAUGAUAGAUGCUAUUACUCAUGUUAAUAGUGAUGAGAAUACUAAACGUUCCGAAUCUUCUGCCGUUUCGGAAAAAAUAUUACCAAAUAAUUCAUUAUCAUACUCCACUUCUGAUAAUUCAUUAAAACAAAAUAUUCCUUCAGAAUCAGUCCCAAUAUCUUAUUCACCUCCACAUAUUGCUCAAUCGAUUCCUCCCACACCUUCAACACCAUAUUUUCCAGCUCUUCCUUUAAAUUCAACGGAAGAGUCUACAAAUCCUUUGCAUAUGUUUCCACCAGAGCCUAUUUAUGGAAUGCCAGAACAAUCAAUACCUAAUCUCAGUCCCCAAUCAGAACUUGAAUUUGAACCGAUUAACCCAUUCUUGAUACCACCUAUGACCACAUCGACUUAUAUUUCACCAUCAACGCCUUUGCCAUCUACACCUACUACACCACAAUUUGCUCCAUCAAUGCAAGAUUCAAGGUCAUCAACACCACUAUUAUCAAAAUCAUUAUUUGAGGAACUAAGGCAGGCAACAUCUCAAGGAAGUUUGGAUAAAAAAGAUGUGUGUGAGGAAUUAAAUCAAAAUAAACGAACUCAAUCGCCGACUCCAUCUUCACAAUAUCGACCUUCAUUUACACCACGAGAUUCGCCGCCAAUGUCUCCAUCUUCAUCCGCAGUUUCAAUAACAUCAACAUCACCGCCAACAUCAUCAAAUAAUUCAUAUUUAUCUACAAACUUUUAUUCUACAAGCAUUCAUUCUAAAGCAAGAACACCAACACCAUCACUUAUUUUAUCAUCUUCACAAUUAUCGUUAAAUAUACCUCGAAGCCCUACUUUAUCUCCAACAUCCCCAUACGUUCCUUUAAAUACACCUUCAGAUAACAUAAAAUCGAGACCAUUAAGAAUACCAUCACCGUCGUUACGAAUGCCUUCACCCCUGUUACCAUCAGCACGUCCACCACCACUUCCUCUUCCACCAACAUGGCCAAAACUUAAAAAAACUGUGCGUUCGGAAACUAAAAAGGAAGAGCCGACAGAAAAUGAACUUGAUAAAUUAAAACAGCAGCGACAUUUCAGAUCAAGAAGAUUGGGCCCGUCGAGAAAAUUUUCAAAUUAUCAAGGUUAUUCGGGUCACCCGCGAGUUAUCAGGUUUCCACUGGGUGUUAUAGGUGAAUUCGGAAUAUCAGUAGAUGUAGGAAUCUUACGUGGUGACGAAAUUUUGUGUAAAUUAAUAUAA
Messenger RNA from Scutellospora calospora, 5604 nucleotides. The record is from the annotation of a GenBank genome assembly. NCBI's taxonomy places the organism in Eukaryota, Fungi, Glomeromycota, Glomeromycetes, Diversisporales, Gigasporaceae.